Messenger RNA from Ornithodoros turicata, 915 nucleotides. RefSeq lists its product as uncharacterized. The coding region runs from base 1 to 915 and encodes 304 amino acids. The record is from RefSeq and is a predicted model, not a curated record. The transcript is spliced from 4 exons. NCBI's taxonomy places the organism in Eukaryota, Metazoa, Arthropoda, Arachnida, Ixodida, Argasidae.
AUGCCCGGAUUCAAGGCAAGUCAGGCCGUGUCGGCCACGGGAAAUCCGACUUCGUCGGGCUUCAGCCAACACGUGCAGGACCUCGGUCAGGGAGCUGCUGCUCUCGAAGUAGAAAUACGCGAGGUGACCGACGAAGCGGAAAUACUAGAGCCUCAGCUGCACGCCAACAAUCUGCUUGUUGCUUCUAUCGUAGCGUCCAGCGCAUCUCUGACAGUCCUGCGAGAGACAUGGAUCGCCGAGGACAAGACGGUAGCCAACUUGUUCGCUGUUGAACGGUCCACCCUCAAUGAGGUCUACCGUGAAUUUUGCACCGUCGUCGUCGCCCGUCUCGAAGAACAGUUCUUAAAAACGAUCAAGGCUUCUGAAAUGAAGCAGCACAUACGGGACUUCGAAGCAGUAUAUGUGGUUCCCCCCCGGGGUGUUAGCACCCUUGAUGGAUGCCACUUUGCAGUGUCACCUCCCAAAGAGCAUGCUGCUGAUUAUUAUAACUACAAGGGCUGUGGUACAGCAGUUCCUCCACUUAUACACUGCGACCAAGCGUUCCCGCUUAGCAAGUCCUUGGUGAAACCUUUCCCUCACAAUGCACCACCCACACCGGCACAGAGCACCUUCAACUACUACCUGUCACGGUCGAGGAUAGUCGUCGAGAACGCUUUUGGCAGAUUGAAAGCCCGCUUCCGAUACGUGAUGAAAAGGACGGAAUGCGACACAGGAAGCGUCCAUGUCACCAUACGCGCUUGCUGCAUAUUGCAUAACAUGUGCGAACAUUUCAGCGAUGUUGCAGACCCAACGUGGAUCGCAGAGGCGACAUCCAUCGAUCAGGCACGGGGUCAGCCAGAGCACCUCACCUCCGGAUGCACAAGCAGCGGUACCAGAGUGCGCGAGGCACUUGUCGGUUAUUUUCAAAAUUGGUAA